This is a messenger RNA of Onthophagus taurus, 437 nucleotides long. NCBI's taxonomy places the organism in Eukaryota, Metazoa, Arthropoda, Insecta, Coleoptera, Scarabaeidae. The record is from RefSeq and is a predicted model, not a curated record.
AUGAAUUAUCUAAUGGCUUUAACUAAACCUAAAUCGGAAAUGACGGCGGAAGAGCUCCAGGCGCGCGAAGAAGAAGAAUUCAACACCGGCCCUCUUUCAGUGUUAACAAUGUCUGUUCGUAACAACACUCAAGUGCUUAUUAAUUGCAGAAACAACAAAAAAUUGUUAGGAAGAGUUAAAGCUUUCGACAGACAUUGUAAUAUGGUACUGGAAAAUGUUAAAGAAAUGUGGACAGAACAGCCUCGACCUGGCAAAGGAAAGAAAAAGUCUAAACCAGUUAACAAAGAUCGUUUUAUAUCCAAGAUGUUCUUAAGGGGCGAUUCAGUUAUAUUAGUGGUUAGAAACCCACUUGCUGCGUCUAAUAAGUAAUUUUUGUAACUUUUUUCAUCUAUUCUCUUUAGAUAACAUUAUUAAUUUGGGUAAAAAUUAAUUAUUAA